ACCUUCAGGUCGGAAGUCGGAGUUCUUCAAAUAUGCCCGAGUUUCCGGCUUGGAAUUCCGUGUUGGAUGACCAUUCAAAAGAUUUUGCCCAGUCAGAGUUCUUUUUUUCCCCAGUUGUCUUGAAUGCACUGUAGUAGGAAGUGGAGAUUUCCGAGUUCCCAGUUGUUUUGAAUGUGGCAUUGGUAGAGACGAACUUCAUGGGAUUAUCGCGCUAACGUGCACACUAGCCAGCAAACGUUACAGGUGGAGCCGAAAAAUAAUAUCGAUGUCAAAUGGAAGAUACUUUGGAUCAAUUUCUAACGGUGUAGACUGAAAAUAAAUAUAACUGUUACAGAUGAGAGCCUCAGGACCAGCAUAAAGAUCCCCUGAAUUGGGAAGUUUGAACUACCACAUCCUACAACAGUACCUGGGACAGCAUGGAUUCUCUCCUGAGCUACAGAGGAGAUAGCAGCAGCGGCAAGUGUUUAUGUUGGAGGCUGAUACCAACAUAGCUAUCGACCAUCAGAACACUAAUACUGGAGUCUCUAUAGAGACAUGAACUGCUGUCCUUGAUCUACAGUGUGUUAUUGUGUAAGCAGUACUAAGCAGUGCUCCCACACACCCCCUCCCACCUGGGCACUACGCCAUGUCUCCUCUCUCUGCUCUGGGUGUUUUCUGUGGAUUGUUCCUUCCUCUGUCUCUCAGUGAAUACAACACUCACAACUGUAUCCCACGGAAGAGUGUCCUUUACCAGGACAAUAUGAAGCUGUUCAGAGAGGAAGGGAUUUGUAACUACUCCACCAUGUUGGUUCGAGAGGAUUUGGGCCUGCUGCUGCUCGGGGCUCGAGAGGCUGUCUAUGCCCUGGACAUCAAUGAUAUCUCCAUCAAGAAGUCAUGGGUGUACUGGCGGGUCACCAAGGAGAAACAGAUGGAGUGCACAUACAAAGGGAAACAUGCUGAAAUCGAAUGCCGUAACUACAUCCGGACGCUGCAUAAAGUGGAUGAUGGCAGAAUGUAUGUGUGCGGGACAAAUGCUUUCAGCCCCACCUGUGAUUACAUGACGUAUUCUGAAGGACAGCUGAGGCUAGAGGAAGCGCAGGAGGAGGGAAAAGGGAAAUGCCCCUUUGAUCCCUUCCAGAGAUACUCCUCCAUCAUGGUCGGAAAUGACCUGUACUCUGCUACCUCAAUCAACUUCCUGGGCUCUGAGCCUGUGGUUCUCCGCAGCUCUUCCUCUGCUCUCCGCACCGAGUUUAAGAGCUCCUGGCUCAACGAACCCAACUUUGUGUACAUGGACCUUGUCCCCGAGAGCAAUAACAACCCAGAGGGCAAUGAUGAUAAGGUCUACCUGUUCUUCAGCGAGAACGCCAUGGAGUAUGACUUCUACAACAAGCUCAUGGUGUCACGAGUGGCUCGUGUAUGCAAGGGGGAUAUGGGCGGCCAGCGGACGCUCCAGAGGAAGUGGACGUCGUUCCUGAAGGCUCGUCUGGACUGCUCUCUGCCAGAGUCCAGCCUGCCCUCCAUUGUACAGGAUGUCUUCCUACUCAAAAAUGAUGACUGGAGCAAAAGUGUUUUCUACGCGGUGUUCACUCCCCAGUCGAGCUUGUCCGACAUCUCUGCAGUGUGUGCGUACAGUGUGUCAGCUAUCGGAGACGUGUUCAAUAAGGGGAAGUUUAAGACGCCAGUGACUGUGGAGACGUCCCAUGUGAAGUGGGUAAUGUACAGUGGAGAGGUGCCCACCCCCAGACCUGGAGCUUGCAUUAACAAUGCAGCGCGGGCCCUUGGGAUGGAGCGCUCCCUGGACCUGCCAGACAAGACCCUGCAGUUCAUCAGGGACCGGCCCCUCAUGGACGAGGCCGUGCGCCCUCUGACCGGGGGUCCGCUGCUGGUCAAAAAAGGUGCCAUGUUCACACGCCUGGUGGUGGACAACGUGCUAGCUCUUGAUGGAGAGAGAUACGCAGUCAUGUUCAUCGGCACAGAGAACGGCUAUGUGCAGAAGGCAGUGAACUAUGCUGGGGAGAUGUUCAUCAUUGAGGAAAUACAGCUGUACCAGACCCCAGAGGCUAUCCGGACGCUACGCCUCUCCUCCAGCACGGGUCAGUUGUAUGCAGGCUCAGAUUUUGGAGCAGUGCAGAUGCCUCUGAGUGACUGUGGCCACUAUGAGUCGUGUCUGGACUGUGUCUUGGGCAGAGACCCUUACUGUGGAUGGGACCUCUCCACUGGCAUCUGCUCUGCUGUGGCCAGUUCAUCCUCUGACACGAACAUGAUUCAAAGUCUAAAAGAUGGUGAUAUAUCAAAAUGUCCAAAAUCAGAGACUGUGAAGCCAGAGAACUACACCUUAGUCCCUGGGAACAACAUCAAGCUGCCGUGCCAUCCUGCCUCCAACCUGGCUCAGGUACACUGGCUCUUCUUAGGGCAACAGCUGCACGCUGACGCUAAGUAUUACAUCUACAUCGGAGGAAUCCUAAUUCUUAAUGCCUCUGCCUCCGAUGCGGGCCAGUACACCUGUGAGUCUGUAGAGCAGGUGAAAAGCAGACCACACACCAGGACUAUGGCAGUCUAUCAACUGCGGCCCCACACUAAGGCAGAGGAUGUGGAGGAGGCGAGUGAGAUGACGACAGAGUCCCCCCAUAGCCACAAUACCCCACUACCAGAGGUGCCACAGACUUUGGAGCCCCCUCUCCCUCCUGAGUCAUGGAGUGUAGACAGCAGGGUGGUAGGCCUGCAGGUGGCGGUAGCUCUCCUCUCUCUGAUGCUGCUUGGUCUAGUAGCCUGGAAUCUAUAUAAAAGAAGCUUUAGAAACAGAUCUUCAGAGAACUCAGGUGCGGGCCAGGUGAAAAGGCUGUCAGUUGACUACAUUCAAAAUAGGACUUCAGUGAUUAAGUUGCUGGGACCCACACCCAGUCAUAACGCAAACAAUAACCAUCACGCUGUCGUAGCUUUCAAAGGGAAUGGGGAGCACCACUUUUCUCCGGGAGGCAACAUUUCUACUAUGGAUGGGUUGGGUUACAUUGACAACGAGUCAGAGAUCUGACCCUGAGUGUUAACCAUUCUCUGGGGUUUGCUCUCUCUCUCUCACCAGGCAGCUGAUUUAGGACACUAUGGAAAUGUCAAGCUCUGUACAUUGGACUUGCAAUAGAGGGGAAUGUUUUAUAUUUUUCUAGGAAUUGUCCAGAAAAACAUUUUCCCACCAGGUUGAAUUUAUUUUAUAUAUAUAUAUAUAUAAGAAAUGAAUGGUAAAUAAUGUAUUGUUGUGAGUCACUUAUUGUAAAUAUGAAUAGAAUGUUUCUAAACACUUCUACGUUAAUGUGGCUACAGAUAGUCCUGAAUGAAUUGUGAAUAAUGAGAAAGUUACAAAUCAAAUAUCAUACCCACCUCUCACAAUUACAAUAACAGGGGAAGUUAGCAUUUCUUGGGGGGUAUGAUAUUUGUGCAUCUAACUUUCUCACUCAUAAUUAUUCACAAUUUCCUUCAGGACCAUCUGUAAUCAUGGUAGCAUCCACAUUAAUGUAGAAGUGUUCAGAAGCAUUUUUUAUUUAAAAUAAAAGUGACUAAGAUGACAAUACAUUAUCUAUCAUUAAUUUCUAUUGGGCACAAAAUAAUCUGAAACCCUACCAAAACAAACAGCAAAUGCAUCCUACAAGUUUGUAGAAAGGGAAAGACCUAGUCAGUUGUACAACUGAAUGCAUUCAACUGAAAUAUGUCUUCCGAAUUUAACCCAACCCCUCUGAAUCAGAGAGGUGCGUGCGGUGGGCUGCCUUAAUCAACAUCCACGUCUUUGGCGCCCGGGGAACACUGGGUUAACUGCCUUGCUCAGGGGCAGAACGACAGUCACAAGCUUGAUGUAAUAAUCGUGUGCUAGGAAUAUGGGACCAAAUACUGAACUUUUGACUAUUUUAAUACACAUAAGUGAAUUUGUCCCAAUACUUUUGGUCCCCUAAAAUGGGGGGUGGAGGUGGAAGAGAGAGAGACUGACUAUGUACAAAAAGUUCUGUAAUUUCUAAACGGUUCACCCGAGAUGGAUGAAAAUUACCCUCAAAUUUAAUCUGACAUUCUGCACUUCAACCUCAGCCAUUGUAUCAUUUAAAAUCCAAAGUGCUGGAGUGCAUAGCCAAAACAACAAUGUGCCACUGUCCCAAUACUGUUGGUGCUCACUGUACUGUGCUAAAUAUUUUGUAUAGUUAUGGUAUAUUUCAAAUAUUAUGUAUUUGUUUUAAAGGCACAGUGGAGUCAAAAUGUGAUUUUCCUAUAUUUUGUAUAUACAGUACUAGUCAAAAGUUGACACCUACUCAUUCCAGGGUUUUCCUUUAUUUUCUACAUUUUCUACAUUGUAGAAUAAGUGAAGACAUCAAAACUAUUAAAUAACACAUAUGGAAUCAUGUAGUAACCAAAAAGUGUUAAACAAUAAAAGUACAUUGAGUUCUUCAAAGUAGCCACCCUUUGCCUUGAUGACAGUUUUGC
Salmo salar (Atlantic salmon) is the source of this 4437-nucleotide messenger RNA. NCBI's taxonomy places the organism in Eukaryota, Metazoa, Chordata, Actinopteri, Salmoniformes, Salmonidae. The record is from RefSeq and is a predicted model, not a curated record.